AGGACCUAUACCUACAUGGCAAAGGGGCUAUCAAGCCUAUGUAUAGUGACAAUACAAAUUUAUAAAACGAUACAAAUAAAAUUAUAUUUCUGUAUAUAUAGGCUUAUAUAUAUAUAUAUAUAUUCCGACAUAUACCCGAAUGUCACCGAAUGUCACAGAUCCAGGCAGACAAGAGAACGGAACACACGGAAGUGCGUGUUUAGUUGCAAUAGGCGUUACGUUUGAGGGCGCUUCGUACAGUUUUCUGGUUACUUAAAUCUCUAUGCCAGGAUUUUUGUUUGUUGCGAUGAUAGAUUUAAUAACGAAGCAGGCGUUCUGGUGAAGCACCAUGGCUAUUAAAGUUCUAAGGUCGAUUGUAAUCACUCUGAUCGUUUUUGCUGUUGUCAAACUUAUGUUUUUUAAUUCAGGAACAAAGAGGAAUAACAGGAAGACUGUUAUUGAUCCUGGGACGUUCUGGCAAAUAAACCUGGAAAGUAAAGUAGAUAGGAUUGAUCCUCUUAAGUUGAAGGAAGAAGUGAAACCAAAGAACAUUUUAGCAGUGCCACAAGUCGACAAGUCUGAUAGGGCCGACGCAGUGAAGGUAGUAGCACCUUUGAAUAAAAGCCCUCUACAGAUAGUCCACCUGGAUCUGAAAGGUGCUGCACCCAAAGUGAAUUACCUUGAGCAGAUCUUUCCCCUGCUUUCAUCUCUGGGUGCCAAUGGGAUACUGUUAGAGUAUGAGGAUAUGUUCCCCUAUUAUGGAGACCUACAGAUUCUCAGGUCACCAUUUGCAUACAGCCUGGAGGACAUUGAGAAAAUAAAGAGCCUUGCCAAACUUAACAAACUUGAUAUCAUCCCUCUUGUCCAAGUGUUUGGACACCUUGAGUUUGUGUUGAAGCAUAAGCAGUACUUUCCCCUGAGGGAGGUGAUACAGUUACCCAACAGUCUGAAUCCCCACCUCCCCGACUCUGUGACCCUUGUGAAAAGUAUGGUGUCCCAGGUCAUGGCCUUUCAUCCUGAGGCCACCUGGUUCCACAUGGGGGCUGAUGAAGUUUUUGGUCUGGGGACCGGUGAAGACUCUAAGAAUUGGUUACAAGGCAACAAGGGAGGUAUCGAUCAGAUGUUCCUGAAGCAUACAGUGGAAAUGGCCCGCUUCAUCUCGGAGAAGAGACCAGGGCUCAGAGUCCUUAUGUGGGAUGAUAUGUUAAGAAAAAUAAGCCCCACAUCUGUCCAAGAGUCUGGCCUGCAGAAUUUUGCCAUUCCAACUAUAUGGAACUAUGGGAGUUUAGAACAUACAGUUAUUAUUGGUAAUCUGAUAUCUAGAUAUGAAUCUGCCGGGUUCCAGAGUUUAUGGUUUGCCAGUGCAUUCAAAGGUGCCUCGCUUAUCAACCAGAUAUGGACACCGCUUCAACACCACUUGCAAAACCACCUAUCCUGGCUCAAUGUCAUGACCUCCAUGUCCACCAAAUACCCCUCCAUAGCUCUGAAAGGCAUCAUGUUAACUGGAUGGCAAAGGUAUGAGCAUCACACGGUGUUAUGUGAACUGCUUCCUGUUGGCAUUCCUUCCCUGGCCAUGUGUCUUUUGACACUCAAACAUGGCUCAUUUAGUGAGAAGGCACAGGCUGAAGCCCAUAACAUACUGGGCUGUAAAAUUGAGGUGGAGGAAGAUGAAUGUAAGGGAAGUGGUGCAUUCGCCGGCUCACAGAUCUACCAUAGGGUGCAUACAAUUCACACACAACUAAAGGCUGAAGUUAACAAACUCAUGGAUAACAUCUUUAUCAAAGGGGGCUUUGGUCGCUACCAGAGACGGCAUAAUUUUGCAAACCCAAGACACAUUGAAAUCUUUCACAAUGGACUGAAAAUACUGCUGGACAAGUGGGAGACCUACAUAGAAGAUUUUCGUGUAGAGAUGGGGGCCAUCUUCUUUACAGAUGCUGUGGAGGAAUGGAUGGAAGAGAAUGUCAACACAGAGCUGGAUAUAAUGCGAGAGUGUGCUGAGGAUGCUGAGCGAAUUUUAAAGUUGAAUGGGCAGCCUUCCAAGUCUCUCUAGACGUAUUGUCUGUCCCUGCUGUGUUGGGAUUAUAACACAACACUUCCUUGAAAUGCAAAAUUGUUAUGUAUUCACAUUUUACAAUGUUUUAGUGCUUACAGCCUAGCAGGAAUAAUUGAUUGACCAUACAAUACAGUAACAUUAAAAUACCUUUGUAUUGGACUUUAUGUUGUUGUCAUGAUGUAACAUAAUUGAGUAUUUACUUUCAAUUAUAAUAAAAUAAAUAGGAUGUAGUGUUUUCUCUGCUGUUUUUUACGACACAUAAAAUAAACAAAUGCUUUACGGCAUUAAAA
Hypomesus transpacificus is the source of this 2322-nucleotide messenger RNA. Its product is annotated as beta-N-acetylhexosaminidase. Bases 329 to 2029 code for a protein of 566 amino acids. Lineage: Eukaryota; Metazoa; Chordata; Actinopteri; Osmeriformes; Osmeridae. Gene Ontology annotation, biological process: carbohydrate metabolic process. Gene Ontology annotation, molecular function: hexosaminidase activity. The transcript is spliced from 14 exons. The record is from RefSeq and is a predicted model, not a curated record.